This is a messenger RNA of Neltuma alba, 1275 nucleotides long. Its product is annotated as zinc transporter 6, chloroplastic. Gene Ontology annotation, cellular component: plasma membrane. NCBI's taxonomy places the organism in Eukaryota, Viridiplantae, Streptophyta, Magnoliopsida, Fabales, Fabaceae. The record is from RefSeq and is a predicted model, not a curated record. Gene Ontology annotation, molecular function: zinc ion transmembrane transporter activity. Gene Ontology annotation, biological process: zinc ion transmembrane transport. The transcript has 2 exons. Bases 68 to 1063 code for a protein of 331 amino acids.
UCUUUGAAGUCUCUUCUAGUGUGAUUCAUCUGAGUCCGAGUCCACAAAGUCUUGAAGUCCACCAUCCAUGGCGGUAUGCGUGACCGACACGGCUCGAGCUGCCGCUUGCAGAAACGGUGAAGCGGCGGCUCACCUGAAAGUGGUCUCGCUAUUUGUGAUUUUCUUCACCAGUAUGUUCGGCAUGUCGUUGCCGGUGCUAUUAGCCCGAUAUUUCCAAGGGAAAUCGCUCUACGAUAAGGCAAUCGUGGUUAUUAAGUGCUUCGCCGCCGGUGUUAUCCUCUCCACUUCCCUCGUCCACGUUCUCCCUGACGCGUACGCCGCACUCUCCGAUUGUCAAGUCGCUUCAAUGCAUCCAUGGAAGGACUUCCCCUUCGCGGGCCUGGUCACGCUAAUCGGCGCCCUGAUGGCUCUGUUCGUGGACAUCGCGGCGAGCUCGCAUGUGGAGCACUCGCACUCGCACGCGCAGACGCAGUACGCACUCGUGGGAGCACAGGAGAAGCUGGAAUCGGGCGAGUCGAAGGCCGAGUUGGGGACGAGUCGCGAAACCGAACGGGAAGCAGAGGAAAUGGCGAAAUUGAAGCAGAGACUGGUUUCGCAGGUGCUGGAAAUUGGAAUAAUCUUUCAUUCGGUGAUAAUCGGAGUGACGAUGGGAAUGUCUCAGAACGUUUGUACCAUUAGGCCUCUCGUCGCCGCUUUGGCAUUUCAUCAAAUUUUCGAAGGAAUGGGUCUUGGUGGUUGCGUCGCUCAGGCUGGUUUUAGCUUUGGAACGACGGCCUACAUGUGCUUUAUGUUCUCAGUGACAACACCAAUGGGGAUUAUACUGGGGAUGGUGUUAUUCUCAGUGACAGGUUAUGAUGAUAGUAGUCCGAAAGCUUUGAUCAUGGAAGGCUUGUUAGGUUCAAUUUCUUCUGGGAUUCUGAUUUACAUGGCUCUGGUUGACCUAAUUGCAUUAGAUUUCUUUCACAGCAAGCUUAUGAACUCCAACCUGACGUUGAAGAAGGCUUCUUUUGUUGCCUUGACUCUUGGGUCUGCUGCCAUGUCAAUUCUAGCUUUAUGGGCUUGAACUUAACCCCUCUUUUUGUUUUCUUCUUUUUUUCUCUGAUAUAGAAUUUCUGUGCUGAAUAAAACCUAGGGUUUAUUAAUGUAAGAUGUAUAGUCACUUGCUUGUCCUCACUGGCCUUUGCUUAGAAUGUUGAGUGAGUAAUGGAAUGAACUGAUAAAUCAUCAAUGUUCAGUAUGCGUGUGCGCGUGAAAUCUUUUGGAAGGCAUUAACAA